Messenger RNA from Lucilia sericata (common green bottle fly), 1571 nucleotides. RefSeq names its product F-box/WD repeat-containing protein 11-like. Gene Ontology annotation, molecular function: protein binding. The annotation marks the transcript as partial. The record is from RefSeq and is a predicted model, not a curated record. The transcript is spliced from 6 exons. NCBI's taxonomy places the organism in Eukaryota, Metazoa, Arthropoda, Insecta, Diptera, Calliphoridae.
UUUCGUCUUCUUUUAGAAAAAGGUUUGGAUCAUAUUGGUGAAAAUAUCUUAUCAUAUUUGGAUGCAGAUUCCUUAAAGGCCGCUGAAUUAGUAUGUAAAGAAUGGUUGCGUGUUAUAUCGGAGGGUAUGCUCUGGAAGAAAUUAAUCGAACGUAAAGUUCGUACAGAUUCCUUAUGGCGUGGCUUGGCCGAACGACGUGGUUGGAUUCAACAUCUAUUUAAACCACGUCCUGGUUCUAUACACAGACCACAUUCUUUCUAUCGGGCAUUAUUUCCUAAAAUUAUGAAUGACAUUGAAAGUAUUGAAAAUAACUGGAGAACAGGACGUCAUAUGUUGCGUCGCAUCAAUUGUCGUUCGGAAAAUUCAAAAGGUGUUUAUUGUCUGCAAUACGAUGACGUUAAGAUUGUAUCAGGUUUACGUGAUAAUACCAUUAAAAUAUGGGAUCGCACGGAUUUGCAAUGUGUAAAGACUCUAACUGGUCACACUGGUUCAGUUUUGUGUCUUCAAUACGAUGACAAAGUCAUUAUCAGCGGUUCAUCCGAUUCAACGGUACGCGUCUGGGACGUUAACACCGGUGAAAUGGUUAAUACCCUCAUACAUCAUUGUGAGGCCGUUUUACAUUUACGUUUCAAUAAUGGCAUGAUGGUUACCUGCUCUAAGGAUCGUUCGAUUGCUGUUUGGGACAUGACUUCACCAAGUGAAAUUACUUUACGUCGUGUCUUGGUGGGUCAUCGUGCCGCUGUCAAUGUCGUUGAUUUCGAUGAGAAAUAUAUUGUGUCGGCCAGUGGUGAUCGUACAAUUAAGGUUUGGUCAACUUCAUCGUGUGAAUUUGUGCGCACGUUAAAUGGUCAUAAACGUGGCAUUGCCUGUUUGCAGUAUCGUGAUCGUUUAGUGGUCAGUGGUAGUUCAGAUAAUUCAAUAAGACUUUGGGAUAUUGAAUGUGGUGCUUGCCUACGUGUGCUUGAGGGUCACGAAGAAUUGGUACGUUGCAUACGUUUCGAUUCCAAACGUAUUGUUAGCGGUGCCUACGAUGGCAAAAUCAAAGUAUGGGAUUUAGUGGCAGCUUUAGAUCCAAGAGCACAAUCCAAUUCAUUGUGUCUGAAUACUUUAGUGGAACACACUGGUCGCGUUUUUCGUUUACAAUUCGAUGAAUUUCAAAUUGUCAGCAGCUCACAUGAUGAUACAAUAUUAAUAUGGGAUUUUCUUAAUUUCACACCAAAUGAGAAUUCUACUGUUCGCACACCUUCACCUGCUCUCAUGGAACAUUAACAAUUUGUAAAAGAUCAGAUGCUUAGACAUGACGGUUUAACUGUUUUUUUGGAUUACGGUAAAUUUGAAAAAACGUAACAGUUGUUGAGUGUGUGUGUAUGUGUCUCAAAUCAUUCAACAUUGUUGCGUUUUUAAACAAAAAAUAUUCCGUUACACUUGUGCAACCGAUCUCUCUCCCUUUUAAUCUCUACUAAUAAAACCACAACAACUUCUCUUAUAAAAGAAAAUUAAGAAAAAAUAAAAAAAUUAAAAGCAUAUGUUCAAUUAGCAGAGUGUAUACAAACAAAAAAAAUAUUAUUAUG